AUGCCAACUGAUUGUAAAGCAUGGAAACAACUCGGAAUUAAACAAAAUGGAGUAUAUCCUAUAAAACCAGAUAAUGGACCAGCUUUCCAAUUUUGGUUAGGAUUGAGCAAGAUUCAUCGUCUUACUAAAGAAGGAUCCAAGUCCUUGCGAGUAGAAAUUGGUGAUUUUGAAGGCAAUUCAUAUUAUGCCCAAUACUCUACAUUCAGUAUUGGUGAUGCUAGUACUGAGUACAGGUUGAAUUUAAGUGGCUAUAAUUCUACUGGAACCGCUGGAGAUAGCUUGGCUGAGCAUCACAGUGGAAGUAGUUUCAGUACUAAAGAUAAUGUCAAUGACAAUAAGAAUUGUCCAAUAUCUUAUAAUGGCGGCUGGUGGUUUAACCAAAUUCAUAAAUAUUGCUUUUCUUCUCAUCUUAAUGGUCCUUAUAAACAUGAACCAACUACAUUUGCUGAUUGGAUAGGAAUUAUUUGGAACAGUUGGAAAAGUGGCUUCACUCUUAAAAGUGCAGAAAUGAAAAUUAAAUGAAAAUACAUUGCUACACUUUUUAAUUGUGAACAUGCUGCUUAUUUUGCUGAGUAGUUUUGUAACAAUUAAUUAUAUUAUAAUGUGUGUGUGUGACAGGAUUGUGUAGAAUCAGUUAUUAUUUAGUGUA
Molecule: messenger RNA, 649 nt
Organism: Amphimedon queenslandica
Lineage: Eukaryota; Metazoa; Porifera; Demospongiae; Haplosclerida; Niphatidae
Product: fibrinogen-like protein 1
Exons: 2
Coding region: 1-522 (173 amino acids)
Source: RefSeq, a predicted model, not a curated record